Messenger RNA from Bemisia tabaci, 1123 nucleotides. RefSeq lists its product as uncharacterized. NCBI's taxonomy places the organism in Eukaryota, Metazoa, Arthropoda, Insecta, Hemiptera, Aleyrodidae. The record is from RefSeq and is a predicted model, not a curated record.
UUUGAUGAGACAGUCAUAACGUGUCAAAAUCUCAGUCGACAAUUGAGCUGAUGGCGUGACAUAUCCGUUUUAUUACCUUCAAACUUUCCACUGAAAAACGACGCUAAACGGAUCGCGAGCCACACUAAGAGCUUCAAAAUUUAAUUACACGCGGAAGCCCAAGAGCCGUCAUAAAAACGGCGGUAUGUGCUUAGAGGCCCUCAGUUUGUGAAAAAGUGAACGAUCAUGUCACCUGAAAAAAGUCGUAUAUCUCUGGUGUUCCUUGGAAUUUUCUCCUCGGCGGUCCUGUGUUCAGAAUCGGGACCGAUCACAGACCUCAAACGCAAUGAGCGAAUCUUCGCUUUGAAUGAGAUCGACGCUGGACCAACAGACGAAACCGCGGGACUAGGCUUCACGGAUGAAGACCAAGAGGUUGACUCAAGGCUUCAAGGAAGGGCCUGGUUUGGUAGUGGCUUCGGCGGGUUCCCUUUCAUCAACAAUGGCGGGAUCAGCAGGGGCAUCGGAAACGGAGCAGUCAUCAUUGGUAAUUCGGGCAUGUCUGGAGGUGUAAACAAUUUCAACCCGUUCACUUCCUCGGGGAACCACUUGGAGCUUGACCACGACAACGUCCACGUGACGGUCCACAGCCCGAAGAAAACGCAAACCAUCACGUUCAGGGGGAAACGGGCAUUCGUGAACCGGAAACUUGUGUGCAAGAACAUACACGACCUGGACGACGAACCGAAGUACCAGAAGAGUGCCGAUGGAGCGUUGUGGUACACGAACCUCCCCGUGGGCGAGGAGAUGACGGAGAAGGAGAUCGAGGAGUUCAACGAGGAGGACAGGAGGAUAGAGGAGGAGAGAGAAAAUGCGAUGAAAGAGGCACAAGAGCACACUGCUAAAGUCCUCGAAGAGGCGAACAGGGUGAGGGAGGAAGCUCUCAAGGCAGCGGAGAGAGCCAGACAGGACGCCAUGGAGCAGGCUAGGAGAGCUAUAGAGUUGGCGAAUAGUUUCUGGGGUUUUAAUUGGGGGUGGUGAGGCUCGAGACGCCAGAUAGUUGGGCUACACUUUGCAAUUAAGAACUAUAAAUUCCGGCCCGGUUUUAAAACAACGUAUGUGCCAUUAAUUUCCCUAUGCACAUACG